GUCACUUUGUGAUUUGAAAUUUGAAUUAUUGUUUUGCACAUUUUGUAUAAAAAUUUCUAUCUUCAAUUUAUAAUAUAAAUAUUUUGUUUAAGUUAAUAAAUAUAUUAUCUAAUAAUUCUAGGGCAGUAGGGCUGCUUAAGAAAAUAAAUAUAACAUAUAGAAACAUUUAUUUACUCCGUAAUUUUGUGAAGAAAAUAUAAUGACUCAACAAAAUAAUGAACAAUUUAGAAUCUUCACCGAAAAACUGAAAACAGUAGAAGAAAGAUCUACGGCUCUUAACGACAUUAAAAACUUGUUGGCGUACAAACCGGCAUCUGAAGCAGUACCUACUAUUAGGAACAUCGGAAUAUCCAAAAUCUUACACUGUCUUAACGAAACAGAUAAAAUUGAACAACUAAGUCUUACUUGUGAAGUACUUAAACUAUGUUUUGAAAAAUUUGAUACUGGAGAUGUUAUAAAAACCUACACAAGUCACAUAAUGUAUUUAUUGCGACAUGAAAAGGAUUGUGUCCGUAGAUUGGCUAUAGAUGAAGUAUGUAAAGUUGUAACAACAGACCCUUCAUUGUUGCCAAUCCCACAAUACAUUGACUUGUAUGUAGCAAUAGGACAAAUGGUUGCCGACCAAGAUCUUGGUGUAGCUAAUAAAGCUGUUCUGAUCACCUCUAACUUACCGGCUGAAGCUUAUCCAAAAGUGCUUGAAGAGAUGAAAAUAGCCUUGGAAGGAAACAGUAGUAGUAGAUGCAAUGCAUUUGAGGUGAUUGUCAAUAUUUCAACCAAGUCAUAUGAUAUAUUGGAAAUGUGUGUAGCACAUGGAUAUUUUGACUUCAUGGUAACUGAAUUACAAACUGAUGAUAUACUGUAUCAGAUGAAUAUUUUGGAAUUACUAUCUCAGUUGGCAAUAAAACCUCAUGGGAUCACCUUCCUAGUGAAACAAGGAGCCUUACAAAAGUUAUCAGAACUAAUUAUGGAUCUUCAGAAUAAUCCAUUUAGGGGACUUCUAACACCAGGUUAUAUGAAGUUCUUUGGAUGCAUCGCUCAUUGUUACCCAAAAGAAAUAUUCCAGAAAUAUCCAGCUUUACUGGAGCUAUUGUUUAAUGCAUUAGAGUCUGAUGACCUCACAAUUUUACCAGUUGCUCUAGACACCCUUGGAUUCAUAGGAACAACAUGGGAAGGAAAAUUAAGCUUAGUAGCAUUAGGAAGCAAAUACACACAAACUAUUCAGAAUAUAGGCGUUAUUAUUAAAAAUAGUAGAGUUGAAAUUAAAGUUCGCGCUUUACACUGCAUGUCGAAUUUGAUCUGCACUCAAAAGGAUCCAAAAGCCAAAACUGAAGAAGUGGAUCAAAGGAUAACACUGAUGACUCGUGAAUGGUUCAGAAGCUUGAGUAAACAACCAGGACCAAUGGAAGUAUUGUUUGAUAUUUGUAAAAAUCCUUUUCUGGACAUACAAUUAGCUGGCCUAACUUUGCUGGAUGCUGUUUGUCAACAUCAGUGGGGACAGGAAAUGGUAGCACAGGUUGCAGGAUUUGUAGAAUAUCUUCUAGAUCGUUCAGUUGACAAUGCAAAGCAAUCGAAUGAAGCCAAGUAUGAUAUAGUAAAACGCCUGACACAAUCUUCAGCUUUUGACAGUAAUAUUAUUACAAGACUCCAAACAUAUGUGGAACAAGGACCGUUUUAUUCAGAAACAACGCUUCAAGUUGCUAUGGAAGAGGAGUGAAUAUGUUCAACAUAUUUUUAUCAUAUUGCAGAAUACAUAAAAAUAACUUGGCUUAUAUAAAGUUACAAAAAAACUACUUUUCUGGACAAUAGUAGGUACAUAAAAACAGAGCUAACAUAAUGUUACGUUAAAUAAAUAUCUUUGAAUUUAUUUCUUCUUUUUUCCAAUUGUUUCCGACUUCGUAUUUGAUUUGCGUUUUCUUCCACUAGAUUUUGUACUGUAUUUAGCUGCCAAAUUAUCAAGAAAUGAAUCCAUCUGUGCGGCUCUGCUUUCUUGUUUCUGCUUAAUCAUGAGUUCUAAGCUGUUUGUACCUAAAAGAUACAGUAAAAUAUAAAAAUAAGUAACUUAUAAAUAAUAGAUUUAAUAUUAUAUUUCUUUAAAUAUAUUUUUGUGGUAGUGACUAAUAAAUAUAAAAAUUUAUAAUUGA
This is a messenger RNA of Bicyclus anynana (squinting bush brown), 2141 nucleotides long. RefSeq names its product 26S proteasome non-ATPase regulatory subunit 5. The record is from RefSeq and is a predicted model, not a curated record. The coding region runs from base 200 to 1714 and encodes 504 amino acids. Gene Ontology annotation, cellular component: cytosol. The transcript has 7 exons. NCBI's taxonomy places the organism in Eukaryota, Metazoa, Arthropoda, Insecta, Lepidoptera, Nymphalidae. Gene Ontology annotation, biological process: proteasome assembly.